AACAUUUAUGUCAGUGACUUGCAUCGGUUCUCCAUUUGUCAAAAACUUCUUCUGGUGCAGGUUUGAUCUAAGGCUUACAGGUCUUGUCUCUUUACAGGCAACGGAACAACUGACUUCCCUGAAUUCUUGACUAUAAUGGCAAGUGAAUUAGAAAACACAGAAGAGGGAAUCAUUGACGCAUUCCGUAAAUUUGACAAGGAUGGUGAUGGCUACAUUAGAGCUGAUGAGCUUCGUCUUGUUAUGAUGACCUUUGGUGAGCUAAUAACAGAUGAAGAGAUUGAUGAAAUGAUCAGGGAAGCAGAUAUUGAUGAAGUUGGUAAAGUAAAUUCCAAAGGCAACGGAACAACUGACUUCCCUGAAUUCUUGACUAUAAUGGCAAGUGAAUUGGAAAACCCAGACGAGGAUAUGAGAGAAGCAUUCCGUUCAUUUGACAAGGAUGGUGACGGCUACUUUGGUGCUGAUGAGCUUCGUCUUGUUAUGUCAACCCUUGCUGUGCAAGCAACAGAUGAAGAGGUUGAUAACAUGAUCAGGGAAGUAGAUAUUGAUGAAAAUGGUUUAAUAGCUUAUGAAGAAUUGAUUGGUCCAAUGAAAAACCUGCUUGAAAAAAAGAAAAAAGAACAUGAAAACGAACACACCACAUAUAAAAAUUGAGUUUGUACAAAUGAUGACGGCAAAGUGAAGACUGUGCAGAAUGUUUUAAAUUGCUUGUACAACGAUGUUCAUUUGCCUUUUUUUGCUUGUAACCUAAUAAAUGUUCCCCCCUAACUGUCAGA
Molecule: messenger RNA, 773 nt
Organism: Rana temporaria (common frog)
Lineage: Eukaryota; Metazoa; Chordata; Amphibia; Anura; Ranidae
Product: calmodulin-beta-like
Exons: 6
Coding region: 136-651 (171 amino acids)
Molecular function (GO): enzyme regulator activity; calcium ion binding
Source: RefSeq, a predicted model, not a curated record